AUGGUCGAUAAUGUACUAGGGAUCGCGGAGACUAUCCAAACAGCCCAUAUCGUACACAAUCCCGACGUUUCUCAUGACAUCAACCCAGCCACCGCAGCUUCGGAGAAGCAACCUGUAGUCGCCGUGCCAGAGUCGGACUCCGGCAGUCUUGAUUCAGACAUUGUCAGCCCAAGAAAUGUCGUUCGACCUAUACGCCGACGUCAGACACUUCCCCCUCUGCCAGAUCUACGCUUUGAACAAAGCUACCUCCACAGUUUGAGGGAUGCCGACAGCUGGGGAAGGGUAACAUGGAUCACCGUCAGAGAUCAAGUUCUCCUUCCUCUCAUCCAAGGCACCGUCUGGACACUCGCUCUCUCCGGUUGGCGCUUUUGGAACCGUAACGCCUCGCUCAGCGGCGUGACACUGGGCAGCAAGAUUCGCAGGUGGUGGUAUGGAGUGAACAACUGGAAACUUCCCAAGGCCUGGUCCAAGGACAAGAAGCUAGCUCAGCAAGUUGAAGAUGUGAGCAAUCCAUUUCUAUAA
This is a messenger RNA of Penicillium taxi, 522 nucleotides long. Its product is annotated as DUF1770 domain-containing protein. The record is from RefSeq and is a predicted model, not a curated record. Gene Ontology annotation, biological process: mitophagy. NCBI's taxonomy places the organism in Eukaryota, Fungi, Ascomycota, Eurotiomycetes, Eurotiales, Aspergillaceae. Bases 1 to 522 code for a protein of 173 amino acids. Gene Ontology annotation, molecular function: mitochondrion autophagosome adaptor activity. The transcript has 2 exons.